Alternaria triticimaculans is the source of this 918-nucleotide messenger RNA. RefSeq lists its product as uncharacterized. The record is from RefSeq and is a predicted model, not a curated record. Lineage: Eukaryota; Fungi; Ascomycota; Dothideomycetes; Pleosporales; Pleosporaceae. The transcript has 3 exons. The coding region runs from base 1 to 918 and encodes 305 amino acids.
AUGAUGAUGUAUGCGACACGUCUGGGAGCUGGUCUGCACGAGGCAGACAUCGACCCGGCCAACAUGGAGAUGCUCCUCAAGAUGGUCAUGGCCGCUCUAAUCUUCUACUUUUCCGUCAACUGGGCCGUCAAGCACUCGCUGCUGAUCUUUUACACCGAGCUCACCUUUGAGCCGUGGGCCCGCCGUUGCAUCUUCAUCAUGCACAUCGUCGCCUUCUCCUUCGGUCUCACCUGCGUCGUAACCAGCAUCUUCCAAUGCGUCCCCGUGGCAAAAUGGUGGGACCCAACCAUCGAGGGCUACUGCAUCAACCUAAGCGACUUCUCCUACUUCAACUCGGUCUUCAUGGUGGCCUGCGAUGCCGUCCUGUAUAUCCUCCCCGUCAUCUUCACCUGGAAUGUUAAACUCAGACGCCACCACCGCAUCGCCGUCAACUUCCUCUUCGCCUUGGGCGGACUUGUGCUCGCUGCAAGCGCAACUCGCGUCUACUUUGUCCACCGACUCGCCGUCAUGGGGGACUUCCCCUUCCAAUACGCCGCGUCUAUGAUUUGCGCCGUUGUGGAGAACCAUCUCGCCGUCAUCGUCGCCUGUGCGCCGAGCAUCAAAGCCGUUCUUAUCCGCUACUACCCCAGCCUGCAAAGCAAGUUCGAACGUAUCAUCAGCGACGAGGGCUCCGGCUCAAAGGGCAAAGCAUACCGGACUGGAAGCAGCGAUCGUGCUACAUAUGACCCUGAGGCUGGAACCAAUGGCAGCGAGGAUGUCAAGCUGCAGAUUGUCAAGACGCAGGAUGUCAAGAUUGAAAGGCCAGAUGCGAAUCGCAUGAUCACGGGUAGCAGUGGGAAGAGUGAGGGUAGCCUGCUAGGACGCUGGUGGCGGGCACCUAAUAAUUGGAACGUCAGCGUCGAAAGUCAGGGAAAGUAA